AGUAGUAAAUAAAGUCAACGCGAAAGCGGAAGUGCUCAGCAUGGCUGGAGGAUAAACCGUCAACAACUUGGAUCGUAUUUACUUGUUCUGAUGGCCGAUACCGACGGCUAACACCCGGUAGCUGUUAGCACUUGAGACCAUGGAGAGCGCCGUCCGGCUGGGCCGUUAACGUUGUGGGCCACCGGCGACAGGGCGCGACCUUGACGUUGUCAUGGAUGUGUCGCGGUUGGUCCUGGAUGCUGGUCAGUUCAUCAACCGGGCUGUUCAGUACACGGGGGAGAGUCUUGGCCAGGCGGAAAAGACCGAGUUGGACCCCGGUCUGGAAGAGCUUCUGGCCCGGGCAGACGCCACCAAGACAAUGACAGACCAGAUAAUCUCCCAGACUGAGGUUUUACUGCAGCCAAGUCCCAGAGCACGGUUAGAGGAUCGGUUGUAUGACCAUCUGGACUGGAGUGUCCUGCCUCGGCUUCAUGCCCAUGACAUACUAGGAGAUCAAAUGACCCAGGCUGGGCUGGAGAUUGGGUCCAACACACCCUAUGGAAAUGCAUUGUUAAGGUGUGGAGAGGUUCAGAAGCAGCUUGGAAAUGCAGAAAGAAAGUUUAUCCAAAGCAGUAAAAUCCACUUUCUCACCCCUCUGAGGGGUUUCACUGAGGGGGAAGGCUACAGGGUCAUACAGGAUGAGCGCAGGACACUGCUGAACAAGCGUUUGGACUUGGACAUUGCUAAAACCAGACUGAGGAAAGCCCACGAAGCCGACAGAGAGGCCAGAAACCUGAAUGCAAACCCACUGGCAGAUGACUACUUGUCUCAUGUCUCCUACAUGUUCAGCUUGUUGCGAGUAAAAUGGCUAAAGAUGUGGGCUCAGGAAAUCUCUCAGGCAGAGAUGGAGCUGAGGAUCUGUCAGAGUCUGUUUGAUCGACAGUCAGAAAUUACAAGACGAGUUCUGGAAGGACUCAGCAGCACCCACACCAACCACAUGCGGAGCCUGACUGACUUUGUGGAGGCUCAGGCCUGUUACUUUGACCAGUGCAACCAACACGCACAGGAGCUUCAGAAACAACUGGCAAGCAUUCCAGCCAUCCUCUGCUCCAAUAAUUGGCAGUCAGCAAUUAACAGUGCAGUUAAUCAGCCAUCGGCAAGCAACCAUGUAGCCAACGAACCCCUCGGGUUAAAUCGGGUCACUUCGGUUCCCAUAGUCGCCCAGCAGCCUUUAGACUUUGACCAAGACUCAUGGACUGCAGAUCCACCACCUGAAACAACUACAGCCUCCUCUAUAACCACACAGCCACCAGUGCAGAUCAGUAAUAACAAUAACAACAACACCUUCUCCACUGCCAGUCAAGCAGCCAGGUUCCAUUCAACAGCUGACAGCCAGGCUUCUUCCAGUCAAGCUUUUGAUCAUGUCUGGAUGUCAGCUUCAGACAGGCGCCUAACAGACUAGCUCUUGGCACUCAACAGGAGAGUUAGCACACCUGUGACAGCUAACAGAGCACCUGCUUCAAGCCCAACACCAACGUUUAGUGCAACAUUAACCAAUGAUGCAGACAGUGUGAUUACAACAGCACGGUAAAUGCAGUAGCCGGUGAAGACCGUAACAGGUACCACGGCUGUUCAGCAUCAAACAACCAAUGAAACAACUAGUACAAAACCCUUCUUCAGUGGAGAUGAUGUCCAGGACUCAUCAUGCAAUCAGCAUGUAGCGGCCACAAUAAUUUUAGGAUUUAGCCAUAUUCAUAUAUUAUUAAUGUUGUGUGAAAACACUGACCGAGUAGCAUUCCUCUCUUGUGGCAGUAGAUGUAAUGCUUCCUGUCCUCAGACUGCAAGUCGAGGCCCAACUGUUCUAUCUGUGUGCAAAUCUGUGAAAGUAAAUCUUCAUUUGAACUUUUAGCCAAAAGAGAGAACUAAUCAAGCUUCCUGCCAAGUGGAUGUGUUUAUAUUUGUUAGUGUGAGUACAUGAAUGUCUGUCAGUGACCCACGUGUAGUCUGUCACUUGUGUUUACAGCUCACCCAGAGCUAAGUGUGUGUAUAAGUACUUGACAUUUUACAAGCUGAGAUCAUUUGCUAUAUGAAACAUGUCGUGUGUGUUGGGGAGCCCAGGGAGGUGACAAAGUUCUAGGUUUAGUGAGUCCUUUAUGUUGUAGCUCAGGUUAUGCUGUGCAUACUCAGGUUGUUUUCCCUUGACACAUAAUCAAAUCACUUACUUUACCUAUGUACCCCCUUAAAGCCCCCCUUAUGUGAAAUGGGCAGAAGUUUCCAUUACCCAUUACUGUGGUGUGGGUCCCCCCUGGAUGGAAACACACACCUUACUGUAGCACUGGCCCCAUUGAUGUAAUCACCCACUAACUGUCAGCCCUGGGCUUUUGUCCAAAUACAUAAAGAUGUGUGUGGGCUUGGACAUUCUGCAGUAUUCACAUUCUAGCUGCUGCCAGUUUUGAACUAAGUGUGCAUGGAGUCAUGAUUCAGUCAUGUGUUGUACAUCAAGCUGAUGUCAUUGAGAGGAUGUAGUCUUGACUUCAUGAUUCAUUGAAAAUGUGGAAAUAAAUGUGAAACUGUGAUGUCAGUUCAAAUCAAGUGUGGAUUCUGUCUCUGUUCUCUGGUCGUGGUGUUUCUGAUAUUUGCUUGCUUGGUCUUUGCUCGUAUACUUUCUCAUUCCAGCCAAACCUCUCAACCGAGAUUUACCCACACAGUUAUUUCUACGUUGAGGUCUUCUUCACCUUUUUCCUGUCAGAGGCUAUACAAACCAAUUAGAUCAAUUAAGAUUGUGAGAUGUUGAAAUAAGUAUAGCCAGGAUGCCUGUGAUUUAAUAAGGCCAUAAACACUUCUAUCUUCCUACUAUAUCAGCUUUACAUUUUCAUUGGGGCCUCGCAGGAGGUUCAGUCAAAGACCGCUUUUCAUUCCCACGACUUUUCCUAUGACUCAGCUCAACAAGAAUAGAUUCUCCUCUAUCUGUCCCUUGAUGCUCGUAAGUGAUUUUCCACAACACUGAUACAGCAAGUCCCUGUUACAUUUGCGCCUUAUUUUUUAUCAUUUCCUUUAUGCCCCCUGUUUGUCAGCAGAAACAGCCGCUCUGGUUUUCAUAGGAUGCUCCUGUGUGGUACAGGCAGGAAGGGAAAUUAUGUUUUGCAGGUCUGCUUGAGAUUUGAUUUGAUUUGAUUUGAUUUAUUCAUUCAAGCAUGUAAC
This is a messenger RNA of Monopterus albus (swamp eel), 3180 nucleotides long. Its product is annotated as endophilin-B1-like. The record is from RefSeq and is a predicted model, not a curated record. Lineage: Eukaryota; Metazoa; Chordata; Actinopteri; Synbranchiformes; Synbranchidae. Gene Ontology annotation, molecular function: protein binding. Gene Ontology annotation, cellular component: cytoplasm. The coding region runs from base 212 to 1441 and encodes 409 amino acids. The transcript has 10 exons.